AUGUUUUCGAUAAUGUAUAACUCAAGUAAUCACCAUCAUCAUCAUCAUCAUCAGCAGCAGCAGCAGCAGCAGCAGCAACAGCAGCAGCAACAGCAACAGCAACAGCAACAACAGCCGCAGCAACAUCAUCUCCACCAUAAUCACCAUAAUCAUUAUGACUCGAGCAAGAACAACACGGCUAUUACCGGCGGUGAAUACAGAUCUACGGGAGAGCUUGCGGACUUGCGGUACCAUCAGCAGCAGAGUGAACUGAAGCCCUUAUCACAUCAAGAACAAUUGGGUUUACUGCAGCUUAACCAAUUCCACCAAUUCAGCCAAUUGGGCCAGUUGGGCCAAUUCAACCACAAUUUGCAAUUGCAAGAGUUUCUGCGGAACCAGCCGAUACUCCUUUCGCCGCUUGCCCAACAGACAUCCACUAACCAGCAGUUAAUGCAACAACAACAACAGCAGCAACAAUCACAACAUUUGCUUCAGGUUCCAGACUCCUCCUCUUCAGCCGUGCCUAUACUCCGGUCUUCGCCCGAGACUUUCCCCAAUCUCACGGAACCAAUGAGAAAAUCCAAAAGCAUCAACGACUACCCCACCAACGACAAGGAAUGCCAAUUCUGCCGCAAACAAUUCAGCCACAAAGGUUCCCUCGUGAGACACUUGGAUUCCAAAAAGGGCGACUCGUUGCACCCUAUAGAUGAGGUCCACGAAUUGAGAAAUAGCCUGCUAAGGAGGAAAAGCGUCGACCUGCCGACACAAGUGGGUAGUAGCUCCACCAAGAGCACCACUAUGCAGCGCUCCAACUCGCUCAACAUCAAAAGCUCUACACGCAAGAGAAAAGUCUCCAAAAAGAGUAUGGCGAGGUCGCAAAUGUCGAGCGACUCUGCCAAUGGCCAGAAGGAAAAGAGUAAAUUGAGGCGGAAACUUCGUGAUCGAAGAAUCAAGGCCAAGAUUUUAACCAACGAGUGGUUUCUUAGCCAAUUUACCAAAGAAAACCUCUCUGAAACGGGGCACAACCUAGCGCCUUCGACUUUUUGCCAUUUUGUUGCAUUUUACGUGCCUUUGAAAAACUGGCCCUCGCUAGCGUCGGGUUACCCGACGGAACACAAUUUGGAGGAAAUUGCUAUCCAACUCAAGAAUCGCAGCCACGACAGUUUUAUCCCCGAGGUCUUGAACCAAAGCUUUCAAUUAUACCAACAGUUGGAUGCCUCGCAACAGAGGAAAGCCUGGCUUAGUCAAGUGCAGCAGUGCCUCAUGUCGUCGAUUAGCGAGUUUUCGCUCUGCGACUUGAACAGCGUCAAUUCGCUAAUCGACAAGAAAGAGCAAAAAAUAUUCGAGAGCAUUUGCGCUUCUGAUAAUCUAACUGCUUUCGUUGAUGUUGACGACAACCCAACUCUUGAAGAAGAAGAAGAAAACGAAGAGGAAAUUGAAGAAGAAACUGAUACGUCUCCGCCAAUGGCGGAUCCGUCGCAGUCAAAUUUAAACACUGCCCACCACAGCAGCAAAUACAUCCCGCAACUGCUCAACGCCAACACCACCUCCAACUUCAAUGAUUUCAGCGCGCCUCUGUUCUAUUGA
Lodderomyces beijingensis is the source of this 1566-nucleotide messenger RNA. Lineage: Eukaryota; Fungi; Ascomycota; Pichiomycetes; Serinales; Debaryomycetaceae. The record is from the annotation of a GenBank genome assembly.